AUGACGGACCCCGCGAAUCCCAGCGAGGGUGGCCCAAAGCAGCCUGCCGCCAUCGCAAGUGCAAGACAUCCAGGUCACGAGCUGCCUUUUGUCACGCCUUCGACCUACCUGCACCUGCGCGCUCCAGUUGCCAACAGGCCCACGGCCAGCAGUCACAGUCGCACAGAUUUUCCCCUGGCAGCAGAGAAGCCCCUCAUGACGCCGCUCGACAGAGAGCAGAUGCAGGGUCUGAGGGCUAUACGGGAAUUCCUCAAGGUCCGAACCAGCUACGAUGUGUUGCCCCUAUCCUUCCGACUCAUCGUCCUCGACAAUGACCUUCUAAUUCGCACGAGCGUGAACAUCCUCAUGCAGAACAACAUUGUGUCCGCUCCGCUAUGGGACUCGAAAACGUCGACCUUUGCAGGUCUCCUUACAAGCACAGACUACAUCAACGUCAUCCAAUACUAUCUCCAGAACCCCGAGAGAUUCGAGGAUGUGGAUCGACUCCGUUUAAGCAGCUUGCGAGAGGUCGAAAAGGCAAUUGGCGUCACACCUCUCGAGACCGUAUCAUUCCACCCAGGACGGCCCCUUUAUGAAGCUUGUCGAAAGAUGCUGCAAACUCGAGCCCGCAGAAUACCCCUAGUCGACAUCGAUGACGAGACGGGCAGGGAGAGUGUGGUCAGCGUCAUCACCCAAUAUCGAAUACUCAAGUUCAUCGCCGUGAACAAUGAGAAGAAUACAAUGCUCCUCAAAAAGACUGUACGGGAGCUCAAUCUCGGAACAUAUGAGGAUAUGGCAACGGCAAGCAUGACCAGUUCCGUGCUCGACGUGAUCUCGCUCAUGGUCAAAUACAAUAUCUCGGCUGUCCCGAUUGUGGAUCAAGAGAACCACGUUGUCAAUGUGUUCGAAGCUAUCGAUGUCAUCCCCUGUAUCAAGGGCGGUGCCUACGAUGAGCUAUCGGGCACUGUCGGAGACGCGUUGUGCAAACGAUCGGAUGAUUUCCAGGGCAUUUACACUUGCACAGAAGAGGAUCGUCUUGACUCGAUAUUCGACACGGUUCGAAAAUCCAGAGUACAUCGGCUGAUUGUAGUAGACGACGACAGCAAGCUCAGGGGCAUCAUCUCCCUGUCCGACAUCUUAAAGUACGUCCUGGUCCACGGAGAAGAAGAGCACAUGCAGCAAGCAUGA
Molecule: messenger RNA, 1167 nt
Organism: Diaporthe amygdali
Lineage: Eukaryota; Fungi; Ascomycota; Sordariomycetes; Diaporthales; Diaporthaceae
Product: nuclear protein SNF4
Exons: 4
Coding region: 1-1167 (388 amino acids)
Source: RefSeq, a predicted model, not a curated record